AUGUCUGAUUUAAACUUGGAACACCUAAAGGAAACACACCCUGAGGAAUAUCAAUUUCUGCAGAAACUCACCAGUAUCGAAAAACAUCUCGAUCGACUAAUACAACAACAACAAAAUUGUCAACUUUACGACCCUACUUCCAAACCAAUCAAGGUCAGAAUCAAAAUUUACAACACAUACGAGGACCAGGAUAAAAAGCCACCAAACUUCUCAUACUCAAAUGUACCACCUUCAAGAUAUACCAUCUACAUCAAAGCAUUAGACCUAGAAAAUGACGAAAACGGAGAUGAGGAGGAAAUUGAAGUUCCACUGACAAAGUACUUUAACAAUAUAAUGAUCGACACGCCUUCCGGUAUAGUUGUAUGGAACAGAGAUUUGAUUUUCGAAGAAAAAGUGAAUCUUUAUAACCAUAAGAAGGCAAAUACAAAUAAGAGCAUGCCCUCUACCAAAAUGCACUCUCCAAAUAUUAAUUUUUCAUCAAAUUUACAAAAUGUGAAUAAUCUCAGUAGUCCUAAUCCAGACCUCCAUAACUCUAUAAAUAACCCGGAUUCAUUCCAGCCAAGUUUCAACGGAUUUGAUGAGUUACACGUAAAUAGGCUUGGGUUUGAAGAUUGCGAAAUUCAGAUUUACCUCUUCCCUCGUCAGACAAUCCCAGUAUACUCCGUUUCUCAGAAUCUCUACGAGUUCAUUUACUACAAUCUCGACGAGGGUGAUUUUAAUCCUGACCUAAUGAAGGUCAACUUACCGACCAUAACAAAGUCCAUAUGGUCUUACGGGUUCAAGAACAAAUUGUUUGUGGAAAAGGAGGGCGAGGAGGUUCUCUUAACUCUAGAUGAAGUUCUCAAGGGUUUGUUCUCAACGGAUUCUAAACAUGUCAAAAUCUCCGAGGUUCCGGCACUUCUGAGGGAACAUUUAUUUCCGCCAAGGCCCGUUAAACUAAGCCACCACGUAAAACUCAGUGGCACUCCAGAGGAUAACGAGACCCUUUACGAUUUAACACUGGAGUCGUCCUUAACAAAUCCCAUCAAAAAAGAUGAAAAACAAAGUGAACUUGAUUCUCAAAUUAGCUCUGCCGAAAACGAGGUUAUUGAGCUAAUUCACCUACGGAAUUUAUAUUCCAGCUUCUCACUUGACCCGAAAAAGGUUUAUUAUCUUACUCAUUUAUUUUUUUAG
Molecule: messenger RNA, 1173 nt
Organism: Theileria annulata
Lineage: Eukaryota; Apicomplexa; Aconoidasida; Piroplasmida; Theileriidae
Exons: 1
Coding region: 1-1173 (390 amino acids)
Source: RefSeq, a predicted model, not a curated record